Pediculus humanus corporis (human body louse) is the source of this 195-nucleotide messenger RNA. RefSeq lists its product as uncharacterized. Bases 1 to 195 code for a protein of 64 amino acids. The transcript is spliced from 2 exons. Gene Ontology annotation, molecular function: DNA-binding transcription factor activity, RNA polymerase II-specific; RNA polymerase II cis-regulatory region sequence-specific DNA binding. Lineage: Eukaryota; Metazoa; Arthropoda; Insecta; Psocodea; Pediculidae. The record is from RefSeq and is a predicted model, not a curated record. Gene Ontology annotation, biological process: regulation of transcription by RNA polymerase II.
AUGAGAGAAAAGCCGUACAAAUGUCACUGGCCAGAAUGCGAAUGGAGAUUUGCAAGAAGUGACGAAUUGACACGUCACUACCGGAAACACACGGGAGCAAAACCGUUUAAAUGUUUAGUUUGCGAAAGAUCAUUUGCAAGAUCCGAUCAUUUAGCUUUACACAUGAAAAGGCAUCUUCCGAAAAAUCCAAAAUAA